CGAGCAGUAGAUCCAGUAGACACCAUGGCGAGACCACUCAGAUCAGUCCUUACCAUCGCAGGAUCAUCCCUCGCAGGCCCUUCACGAGUCUCCACGAGAGCAAGAGCUCCUGUCCAGGUCAGAACAGCAUGGAACAUGGCAGACCUCUCCCGCAAUCUCCGUCUCCCCUGGUCAAAAGAAAACACCUCCACCACUUCCACCACCAACGAACCCCUUCCAGCCGAGAUCACCGACGAGCCCACUUCUUCCUCGGACGCCCAGGGCAGCCUGUUCGACUCUGUUACCGCCCCAGUCACGGACGCUCCCAAAAACAAAAAGAAGCUCGCCAAGCGUGGCACAAACUUUGAAUGGACCGAACAUUCCUACUCGUCUGCCCCGCACAAGAUUUCACCGCGAAAGCUGAAUUUGCUCUCGAGGCAGAUUGCGGGCUUGCCGGUGGAUGAGGCGAUUGUGCAGAUGCAAUUCUCGGAGAAGAGGGCGAGUAAAUGGGUCAAGAGCACGUUGGCGUUGGCGCGAGAUCAUGCGAUGGACAAGAAUUUGAAGAGGGACAAGCUUGUUGUCUCCGAGGCUUGGGUGUCGAAGGGUCAAAAGAUUGGACGUAUCGACAUCAAGGGUCGAGGAAAGUACGGUAUCUUGCACCACCAGUCUGCGCGUAUCCACGUUGUCCUUCGUGAAGGCAAGACUGUCGCCGAGAAGCAGCAGGUCCAGUACGACAAGGCCAUCCGUAAGGUCAGGAGUGCGGGGCAAGUGCGAGAGGAUCUCCCUUUGAGGAGGAAGGUGGUCAGCGGGUGGACUUGGUAGAAGGGCAUGAUGUAACACUUCUAACGAAAUGGCCGCCUCGUGCUCUCCUCUCCCUCAAUAUCGUGAGGUCAAUACACGUCUGAGGCUUUCUGCCGUCUAGUUGCGCACUUGAGAGCGCCAAGUUGAGCCAGACUCGACACUAUAUAAAUAUUGGCGACCAGUGCCUCGUGGGCUUGCAAGUUGUGACUCGAUUCAGGGUACAUCUGGCUUAGCCUGUUAGCUUCAACCGCCAAUGCUGCCGAUAUGAUUCUCUCAUCUCACCACUUCACCUCUGCUUAACUUUAACAAGUACUUCGGUUGCACAAUGUGACCUGCCCACGUCCGGCUUCAAGCUCGCGCCUCUUAUAUCUUCAAAGAUCUCGAACCACGAACCAGAUGUCGAUCUCAAGCUGCGUCUGGCGGUGGGUUGAAAACUCCGAAAUCAGCAUUAAAGCUGAACGUGAGCUAGCUGCAACAGUGAGAGGCCGCGGGGCGAAUCCCAGUACGUAUGUGUGACCCGCAUUGCCAGACCGAGUGCUCGUUGAGCGAUAAACAACAAAAGAAUCAC
Cryptococcus amylolentus CBS 6039 is the source of this 1348-nucleotide messenger RNA. RefSeq lists its product as hypothetical. Gene Ontology annotation, biological process: ribosome assembly; translation. Gene Ontology annotation, cellular component: ribosome; mitochondrial large ribosomal subunit. Gene Ontology annotation, molecular function: structural constituent of ribosome. NCBI's taxonomy places the organism in Eukaryota, Fungi, Basidiomycota, Tremellomycetes, Tremellales, Cryptococcaceae. The record is from RefSeq and is a predicted model, not a curated record. The transcript has 4 exons. Bases 25 to 801 code for a protein of 258 amino acids.